This is a messenger RNA of Entrophospora candida, 840 nucleotides long. Lineage: Eukaryota; Fungi; Glomeromycota; Glomeromycetes; Entrophosporales; Entrophosporaceae. The record is from the annotation of a GenBank genome assembly.
GUGAAUCUAUUGAAUUACCACUGCAACUCACCGGAAAUUUACCAUGGGAUGUUGGAUAUCGUCAUUUAGAUUAUCCUGAUAAUUUAAGAAAAGUGCAUAACUUAUAUGAUCAUUCAUUAGCAAUAAAAGUUAGUGAACCAGGUAAAUAUGAGUUGAUGGAAGUCAAAGACACUUAUUGUUAUGGUAAUAUUAUACCUGAAAUGAAAGAGACAGAGGUGAUGUGGCUACCUAGACCAACAUUGAAUUUGUUAGAAGGUGAGGCCAAGUUAUUGCAAUCACCACCAGCAGUGCAAAAUUAUUAUAAACAUAAAAAUGUUUGUGAAGGAGUUGAAGAUUCUGUUGGAUUAGUAUUGCAAGGUAGAGCACCAUGGACAAUCACUUAUCGAAUUGUUUCCAAGAAAAUUGAUCAAUUUCAACAGCAAACAAUAGGAUUCCCUACAACAAGAUUACAUCUUAAUACUGGCAUUGCAGGACAUGACAUUUAUAAUUUCACAAGUAUUUCCGAUGACAUAUAUAGAAAAGCAACAUCAAUAUCAUUAUUAUUAGAACAAGAUGUCAUGGCAAGUCCAAAAGCACAAUUUGUUACAAAAGAUGAUGAUCAUGGAAUGAUAUAUCAUUGUGUCAAUUUGCCAUUUUCAAAAAAAGAUUCAAUAAAGGUUAGAUUGCAGGGAUUGCCACCAUUUGGUUUAGUGUUUGACAUAAUAUAUGAGGCUGGUAAUCAAAUUGAACGUGUAAAUAUAGAAGAGAUUAAUGAUAUGGAGUACUAUUUCUUACCAAACAGGAAAUUUAGCUUAAUUGGAAAUUACACAGUUUCUAUUAUACAAGUAGUUGAUGCAAAUG